GAGGCACUUCUUGCCCUGUUAAAGAGGAAAACUCCAGUGGAAGGGGUAAGUGCCCCCCUCGCCCCUUACUCUGGAUACCUAUACUGGACUGCAUCAGACUAUUACAGCUGUAACAGGGAACAAAGUUGUGCCCAGCUGGCUGGAGCAGAACUGACAUGAGCCUUGAGUGAAUAUAGGAGUGAAGGCUCUGUACAGAGGGUCGGCUCUGCUGCUAAUUGGUUAGCAACUCUCCAGAGAGGCGGGCUCUGUGCUUUCAUGUUGGGGUCCUGGGAUGGUCAUAGUGUAAGAGAGCUGCUGGCAGCGUUCCUUCUUCCCUCUCUGUCUGUGGCUGACACACACAUACACAUGCAAGACUCCCCUAUAAGAUAGCACGUGUGCCAGCUGGGCGCAGGCUGAACAUAGGCAGAGUGGAGAGGGGCGAUGCAGAGGGGGUGCUACACACAGACACGCCGGGCUGCUAAAGCAGGAGCAGCUGUGAGGGCUGCACGGGAAUAAGAGGGGCACAAGUCGGGGAAAUAGAGGAAAACGAGGUGGAGGCAGAGGGAACAUGCUGAUUGCAAACUGGUUGGCGGGGCUUGUCUGUCAUCUCUGCUUCCUGCAUACAAGUUCCUGGGAACAGCGGCUUCACCCCACGCAAGCCGGUUUUGUGAAGAAGCUUUCGUCUUAUGAGAUUGUCAUACCUUCUCGAAUUAAUGAUUUUGGAGAGGUAUUUCCACACAACCAGCAUUUUCGAAGAAGGAAAAGAAGUGUACAAUUUCAGCUUUCAGAAUCUAAUGGAUACCGGACACACUACCGAUUUACUGCGUACGGGCAAUACUUCCAGUUUAAUCUUACUCUUGAUGCAGGGUUCAUUGCUGACUCUUAUAAUAUUACACAUAUUGGAACAUACAGCCAGCUGCACUUUGAUUCCUCAGAUCUCAGACACUGUUUCUACAGUGGUCAUGUAAAUGCUUUGAAGACCAACACAGCUAUAUUUAGCCUUUGCGGUGGCAUGAUUGGCACUUUUAAAGCACACGAUGGGGAAUAUUUUUUAGAACCAUUGAUGAAACCUGAUGGAGGGGACCAUGAAGAUGAGCACAACAAACCACACCUCAUCUACAAGCAUGAAGGCAAACAUUUGAAUACCUCAGGAAAAGAACAAAAAAAAUGUGACAUUUCAGAACUUAAAAAAAAAGAAGAACUCCAUCUUCACCUUUCGGACAGUAUGGAACAAGAUGCUGCAAGUUUUCAGGAUCUGUCAGUUCUUCACUAUUCAUUACAGAACACAACACAUGAAGAAGGUGCAAGCAGAUCACACAUCAGAAAGAAGAGAUUUUUGUCAUAUCCAAGAUUUGUAGAGGUUAUGGUUACUGCUGAUGCAAGAAUGGCACAUCACCAUGGACACAAUUUACAGCAUUACAUUUUAACAUUAAUGUCUAUCGUUGCUGCUAUUUAUAAAGACCAAAGUAUUGGGAAUCUUAUAAACAUCAUGAUUGUAAAACUUGUUAUUAUACACAGUGAGCAGGAUGGACCAGUAAUAACCUUUAAUGCAGCAACAACUUUGCACAACUUUUGUUUAUGGCAAAGAACUCAGAACAUUCUAGAUGACUCCCACCCAGCCCAUUAUGAUACAGCUGUUCUCCUUACCAGGGAGGAUAUAUGUAGAGCCAGUGAUAAGUGUGACACAUUGGGUUUAGCUGAACUGGGUACAAUGUGUGAUCCCCAUAGAAGUUGCUCCAUAAGUGAAGAAAAUGGCCUUGGCACAGCAUUCACAAUUGCACAUGAACUAGGGCAUGUGUUCAAUAUGCCUCACGAUGAUAGCAUCAAGUGCAAAGAAACCGGAUUUAAAAAUGAAUUUCAUGUCAUGGCUGCAACAUUAAACUACAACACUAGUCCAUGGACCUGGUCCAAAUGCAGUCAGAAAUAUAUCACAGAAUUUCUCGACACUGGUUAUGGGGAAUGCCUUCUUGAUAAACCUAAUGGAAGAAUUUACGAGUUUUCAAACCAGUUGCCUGGUGUAAUAUAUAAUGUGAACAAACAAUGUGAGUUAAUGUUUGGCACUGGAUCACAAGUAUGUCCCUAUAUGAAGCAAUGUAAAAGGCUGUGGUGUACAAGUACAGAAGGAAUCCAAAAGGGAUGUCGUACUCAGCAUAUGCCUUUGGCUGACGGAAGUGAUUGUGGUCCUCAUAUGUAUUGUCGCAGUGGUAUUUGUGUAAACAAGGCAAUGGACACUCGACCCGUAGAUGGUGAAUGGGGACCAUGGGGAUCUUAUAGUUCAUGUUCAAGAAUCUGUGGCGGUGGGAUUAAAACUAUUACUAGAGACUGCAAUCAGCCUGAGCCAAGAAAUGGAGGGAAAUAUUGUGUGGGGAGAAGAAUGAAGUUUCGCUCAUGUAACACUGAUUCCUGUCCCAGGGGAAGGAAAGAUUUCAGAGAUGAGCAGUGUACAAGUUUUGAUGGUAAACAUUUCAACAUCAAUGGUCUUACAGGAAGUGUGCGAUGGAUACCAAAAUACAGUGGCAUUCUAAUGAAAGAUCGAUGCAAACUGUUUUGCCGUGUUUCUGGGACAUCUUCAUACUACCAGCUGAAAGACAGAGUCAUUGAUGGUACUUCCUGUGGGCCUGAAUCUGAUGACAUCUGUGUUCAAGGAUUAUGCAGGCAAGCUGGAUGUGAUCACGUUUUGAAUUCCAAAGCCAAGAGAGAUAAAUGUGGUGUAUGUGGGGGUGACAAUUCUUCCUGUAAGACUGUGGCAGGCACUUUUAAUACAGCUCAGUAUGGGUAUAAUACAAUUAUAAAAAUUCCAACUGGAGCAACAAACAUUGAUGUUCGUCAGCAUAGUUUUUCUGGGUAUCCUGAAGAUGACAACUAUUUGGCUUUAUCGGACACCAAAGGGAACUUUGUCUUAAAUGGCAAUUUUGUUGUAAGCCGAUUUAAGAGAGAAAUAAAUAUUAAAGGUACUACUUUUGAAUACAGUGGCUCAGAUAAUGCCAUAGAACGAAUAAAUUGUACUGAUCGGCUGGAGGAAGAACUCAUUUUACAGGUUUUGUGUGUGGGAAGUUUAUUUAAUCCUGAUGUCCGGUAUACUUUCAACAUUCCAACUGAAGACAAAAUUGCACAGUUUUUGUGGGAUCCGUAUGGUCCAUGGCAAAACUGUAACAAGAUGUGUCAAGGCGUUCGUGAAAGAAAAGUUACAUGUGUUCGAAGAAGUGAUCGGGUUGUAGUAUCAGAGCAAAGGUGUAAGCAUUUGCCUCAGCCAGAAAAAAUUACUGAGACAUGUAACAAUGACUGCCAGUUAAGGUGGUAUGUCGCUGGGCAGAGUGAAUGCACAUCACAGUGUGGACCUGGACAUCGAACUCUAGAUAUUCGUUGUAUAAAGUAUUCUACAAAAGGAUCAAGUACUCCAGUGGAUGAUAAAUUUUGUAGUGGCCAGUCUAAACCUUCUAACAAGGAAUUUUGCCAUGGAGACUGUUUCUCAUCAAGUUGGCAUUACACAGAAUGGUCCCAGUGCUCACUGAGUUGUGGCAGAGGAAUUCAAACCAGAGAAGCUUUUUGCAUGAGUAACUUUGGUCGUCGUUUGUCUGAUAGAGAAUGCAUUGAUCAACAGAAAGUAAUUCGUCAGAGCUGUAGUGAAUUUUCUUGUCCAGUAUGGCACACAAGUGAGUGGAGUGAGUGUGCUGUAACAUGUGGAAAAGGAACCAAAUAUCGCCAUGUGUCAUGCCAACUGAAUGGUGAAAAACUGGAUGAGAACUAUUGCAGUCUAAGCAGUAAACCAUUAUCAGUUCAAUCAUGUGAGCAUGAAGAAUGUGCAUCAUGGAAAGUCGGACCUUGGGCACCAUGUGCUGUUACCUGUGGCCAUGGAUUUCAAAUGCGCAGAGUGACAUGUGUCAGUGGAACCUAUUUAGAAAUACUGGAUGAACAUGAGUGUAAUGCUGCUUCUCGUCCUACAGACACCCAGGACUGUGACAAUCCUUCUUGCCCCAAAACUUUAGUUACUUCACCUUCUGUAGACCAGAGGCCAAAGCAUGUACAGUGGAGAUUUGGGUCAUGGACUCCUUGUUCAGCUUCUUGUGGGAGGGGUAACCGUGCUCGAUAUGUGAGUUGUAGGGAUGCGUUUGGUGGAGUUGCUGAAGAACCAUUUUGCACCCAUCUUCCACGACCUGCUGAAGUUGAACCAUGUUUUACUCCUUGUGGAGAAUGGCAAUCAGGAGACUGGACACCUUGCUCUGUUACUUGUGGAAAAGGAAAGUUAAUGCGACAAGUUAUUUGCACAAGUUACAAUGGAAGGACUGAGGAUAGCAACUGUGAUUCUGAAACCCAGCCAGCUGCAGAGCAAGAGUGCAUUAUGGUGCCAUGCAACAAGUACAUUCAUUACCCAUUUAAUCAUGGUUAUCCAGUAAGAAACUCUCAGUCUGCAAAUCCUCACAUUAAUAGGGAACAUGACACAUCUGGCAGUAUAAAUCACAGGAAUAAUCUUCCUCGAGAGAACCAGUGGAGAACUGGACCAUGGGGAGCAUGUUCUAGCACAUGUGCAGGUGGAUUUGAGCAAAGGAUGGUGGUGUGUCAAGAUGAAGAGGGGAGAAGUAGCAGUCUUUGUGAUGAAGCCUCUAAACCUGUUGAAUCAAGGCACUGUGACUCUGGACCUUGUCCUCAGUGGAGCCAUGGAACCUGGGGAGAAUGCACACAAACAUGUGGCGGUGGAAUGAGAACAAGGCUAGUGGUAUGCCAGCUGACAAGUGGACAAGUUUUGGAUGAUCAGAACUGUGAAAUCCUAGAUAAACCACCAAACAUGGCUCAGUGUAAUAAUCAUGCAUGCCCUGCAGAUGCUUUUUGGCAUCCAGGACCAUGGAAAUCGUGCUCUGCCAGUUGUGGAAAAGGAGUCAAAUAUCGAAAUGUGCACUGUGUUACAAAGGAUAAACAUAUUAUGGAUGAUCAAAUCUGCCAGCAUUUAAAAAAACCUCGUGUACGGAAGUACUGCAAGUUGGGAAAGUGCCCCUCAUGGAAGGCAAAGAAAUGGAUGGAGUGUUCAGUGAGCUGUGGUAUAGGCAUUCAGAGAAGAGAGGUCUACUGCAGACUAAAAGGCCAAGGAAAAAUUCAAGAAGAAUUCUGCAACUCAAGCACUCGCCCAGACAGUCAAAAGCAAUGUUUCUUACCUGAAUGUAUGCAUUAUUUUUGGCUUACAGAUGAAUGGCCUGAUUGUUCAUCAGAAUGUAAGCAUAAAGAAUACAGAAGAAGGGUGAGAUGUGUGGACAGCAACAAAAGUCCUGUGAAUGACAAUUACUGCGACCCUACCACAAAACCACUCUCUAAAAAAUGUAAGAAUGUCCCUUGCAAGUACAUCGUAGUUACAGAAGAUAUGUCAAAGUGUGCUGGCAUCUGUUGGUAUGGGUAUAAGCACAAAAGGACUUUUUGCCAAAAAGUACCAGCAACCAACAAUAAGAAUAGUACUGACCUUCGGGCUGUGAGUUAUAAAAGAUGUCCACUUCGGCCCUUUCCAUUUGCCCAUAAAUGCAAUGGGAAUGGCUGUGUUCAAGCUAUCACAUGGCAGGUUGGAAAAUGGAGCAUGUGCUCUGUAACCUGUGGGAAUGGAAUUAUGGAGAGAAGUGUGGUAUGCAUGAGAGACAACAAUUCUUCCAGCAACCUAUGCCCAUUACAUGUGAAACCCCCUGCCAGGAAAAGCUGUUUCUCAAAAAAUUGUGAAUAUAAAUCUUGCAAAGACCUGAGUCUGCUGAGUAAUAUUCAAAAGGAUGGUGAAUAUGUCCUUAAUAUCAGCAACAGAAAUGUUCAGAUAUACUGUUCUGGGAUGCAGACUGAAAGUCCAAAAGAGUAUAUAACACUGGUUAAAGGAGAAACAGACAACUUUUCUGAAGUCUUUGGAUAUAGGCUGAAAAAUCCUUAUGAGUGUCCAUUUAAUGGAAGCAGAAAGCAAGAUUGUGCAUGUAAAAAUGACUACCUUGCAGCUGGAUAUACUGCAUUUAGUAAAGUGAGGCUGGAUGUCAUCUCAAUGCAAAUUAAAACUACUGAUCUUCAUUUUGCUCAUACUGUACUUGGAAGACCUGUUCCUUUUGCCACUGCUGGGGAUUGCUACAGUGCUGCCAAGUGCCCACAGGGGCAGUUCAGUAUUAAUCUCUCAGGUACUGAUUUUAGACUAUCAGAAGCAGUAAGGUGGAUAGCACAAGGCAAUUAUGCAGCUAUGAACAUCCACAGAUCACCAGAUGGAACAAAAAUAUAUGGAAGAUGUGGAGGGUAUUGCGGAAAAUGUGUUCCCCAUCCAAGUGUUGGUCUUCAAAUUCAAGUGCCAUAGAGACUGAAAAAUAAUGAAUGCUAAGGCUUUAAACACUGGUUUAAACACAAUUCUGGGUGGAUAUGUAGUAACAGGUCUACUAGUAUAGUAACCUAUAGUAGCUAAUCAGGUUAUGUUGUCAUUAUUCUAACUGAUGUAGACCACUAAAUGCUUAAGUGUCUGUUCUUUUGCAUUUGGGUAAUAUGACCUAAUAUGUUUUUUAAUUGCAUAUCAUUUCUAAUUGGCUAAAGCUACACAGACCUCAUCAAAACUCUUAAUAUUAAGUGUUUCUGAGAUUGUGAGUCACAUGGCUAUAACCUAUGAAAUUAUGUGUGGCAAUGAAAUAUUUUCAGGCUUACUCUGUGCAUGAAUCUGUGCAUAGUCUAUAUAUUUCAUAGAAUUUGGUUUUAGUGGGAAUUUCUUCAACCUAAAUGCACUGAACUAUAUGCCUGCUGUUAGAUCAUGGAAUAAGCUGGGGACACUCCAAACCUUUUUGUAUAAAGCUACAAACUGCUCAUGUGCUAAUAAAGACCAAAAUCCAAAGCCAAUAAUAUAUAUGGAUCAGGUACUAAAACCAAGAUUAUAACACAUUUGUGUGUUAUAAUCCAAUUACCCAACACUUUAAAGAUAAUUGUAGCAAGAAUUGUUGCUGACCAAAUGAAGCAAAAACCGAGGUCUGAACCAAAAAUAGCUGAAGUCUUUUGGUUUAACGUCUUGCAAUGUAUAAAUAUAUUUGUUCAUGGUGCUAUUUUUGUAAUUUUUUUUGUUCCAUGAUGGCUGAGCUUAAAAAAAACCUUAAAACAUAGCCUUUCUCCAACAAUAGCAGGUUUCCAUGUACAUGCCUAAAAUGAGUACGCUGCUUCUGGUUUUGAAUGUAGCAUGCUACAAAAUGCCAUUACACAGUGGAAGCCUGGCGCUAUAUUGGGCAUGUAAGAUGGCAUUUGGCAAUAGACCUGCAUACAUCACCUGAUACUAUAUUAUUUAUUGUGCAUACAAUAUAAGUAAUGUCUUGAAGAAAAGGCAAAUCUAAAGUAUAAUAUUACUACAUACAUACCCUACCUCUAAGGUGAUUCUUUAUGAAAAGCACGGCAUCCUCUCCGAAUAUAUGGUAUUUUUAUAUAGAAAUAUUUAAUUUUUUUGUUGGUGUUAUUAAAAAGAGCUAUUGUUAAUUUCUAGUAACAUUAUAUAUGUAGGACAUACAGUAUUUAUUAAUCUUUAAUGAAUGAUCAGAAUUUAUAGUUAUUUAUAUGUAAAAUGCUGCAUGAACAUUUUGUUUAAAGAAAUACUGACAUCUGCCUAUAUUUUGUACUUUUUAUCUUUUUUAUUUAUUGGCCUACAGGUUUUGCAAAGUAAAUUUGAAUAACUGUGGGGCUUUUUAUUAGACUUUCUUUCUAGAUAGUGUUGGUGGGUUUCUAGGAAAUCUUUUAUAUAGUGCUGACGUGACUGUGCCAUUAAAUCCGCCCCUAUUUUUAACAACACUUUAAUAAGGGGUAUGUUAUCAAAUAUGCCUGAUAUGAGCCUACAUAGAUUUAUGCACAAUCCUGCACAAUUAUUUUUUUAUUAAGAGAAGUGUUCUUAUUUUUGCAGGAUUACCUGGUUUUCUCCUUAACCCUAAGAACUUAAACAUUUAGAAUCUACUUAACUUGCACUCUGUAACUUUAGUGUCAGCCAUGUAAAUUGGUGGCCAAAAAAUUUGGCACCUUUGCACUUUUUUAGUUACUCACAAAUUUUUCUAAAAUGAAUUGAUCUACAGAUAAACAGAUAAUCUGAGCUCCUUAAAGCUUCUUAUGUGCCUGCAUCUGGAGCCAUUGUGUUGACCUGGGUGCAGGCACGUGGAGCAGAUUUCAUCUCAGAACUGCUUAAAGGAACAGUAACACCAAAAAAUG
Xenopus tropicalis (tropical clawed frog) is the source of this 8142-nucleotide messenger RNA. RefSeq names its product ADAM metallopeptidase with thrombospondin type 1 motif 20 (gene adamts20). The record is from RefSeq and is a predicted model, not a curated record. Bases 548 to 6277 code for a protein of 1909 amino acids. Gene Ontology annotation, molecular function: metalloendopeptidase activity; metallopeptidase activity; zinc ion binding. Gene Ontology annotation, biological process: proteolysis; extracellular matrix organization. NCBI's taxonomy places the organism in Eukaryota, Metazoa, Chordata, Amphibia, Anura, Pipidae. The transcript has 39 exons.